Chelonia mydas (Green sea turtle) is the source of this 6132-nucleotide messenger RNA. Its product is annotated as uroplakin-3b-like. Lineage: Eukaryota; Metazoa; Chordata; Testudines; Cheloniidae. The coding region runs from base 3389 to 4219 and encodes 276 amino acids. The record is from RefSeq and is a predicted model, not a curated record. The transcript has 8 exons.
CAAGGCUUUUCCCAUCAGCUGCGAGCCAGCGUGCUAAGGAUACAGCAGAAGCAAUUCCUGCAAGGGGGAAGGACAGGUCCUGGAGUCCGUGGACGGGCUCAAGGGUCCCUAAUCAAUGGAACUUCCCUUUCAUGGUGCUGUUGCCUAAUGAGGAGCGGCGAGGUUGUCUGCUGCAUGAUGCAGGCUGUCCCUUUCCUGGUCGAGGCUUUGCAAAUAAUGCCCCAGGCCUCGAGGAAAGAGAGGGGCCUGUCAUUCCCCGGCAGCAGAGUCUAGGAGCGGACGUCAAUUCCCCCCCCUCCUCGGCUCUGUGUACAGGUCUGUGCUGCCCCACAGCAUUACAGAGCUGUCCAGCGGGAGCGGAGAACCAGCAGCAGCAGUCCCCAGGUGAGAGAGGGUAGCACGUGACCGCCAGAAAACCCCUCCCCAACUGCAGCUUCUGGCUGAACAAACCCAGAGCCCCCCCCCCGCCCCCCCCGCCCCGCACGAAGAAUGUAGCAGGCUCUAAAAUGGGGUAGGAAGGGAGGUAUGAGGCUGAACGCAGCUGGAGCCUUCAGGGAGUGAUGCAGUGCCCUGAACGCUAGCUUGAAGAGAGUUGGCCCAUCAGACGAGGUGAAUCACUCAACAGUGAUCAAAAGAAGGGAAGUGGAGGCGCCUAGCGGGGAUUACUAAGGCAUACUUGGCUGUAGUUAGCCCUACCAGCCUCCUCCCUUCCAUUCCUGCCCGGCCCUGUUGCUGGAGUUGAAGUGUUAAUUGAGGGGUAAGUUAGUAAGGCUAAGCUCUGGUCUACGCAACAUAGAUCGACGCAAGGCAGCUUACAUCAACCUAACUCUGUCUACACUAAAAUGUCACUCGCCCCCUUAAUAACUCCACCUCCCCGAGAGGCGUAGAGACCAGGUCGACGCAGCGUCCAUGUGGACACCGCCUUGCUUCCGUUGACUGUUGCUAGCUUUCAGAAGCCAUCCCACGUAGACAGUUCCAUCGGUGCAAGGACGCGCACGGCCAACAGGAGGGGCGAAGUGUGGAUGCCCACCAGUGCUGUAAUUACUGCAGUGGCUGUGUGCCAAUGUAAGUUAGGUCGACUUAAUUCGGUCGUGUAGACGUGCCGUAUGUCUACACUUCAACUGCUAGCCGAUGCUGUACUUAACCCCCCUCCCCCAGAAGCAGUGACUGGAAGAAUUCUGUCUCCACUGGGGGUUAGUUUGGCAGAGGGGCGGCUCCUGUGGUGUGGAUUUUUCACACACAGCUAGGCCGCUGUAAGUUUUCAGUGUAGACCAACCCUUAGGCCCAAAGCACGAAUUGUCUCUCAUGGAACCCAGGGGCUCAGGGUCUUGGCGAGCACGAAAGGCCACAUCUGUGCAGCUGGUGGCCAUCAACCCUGUCUCUGCAGUUCCCUAAGCACUAUGGGAAUCAUUUGUCUGAGGUUAGCACCUGUAAUGGUGCCCAGGUCUUAAGUGUAGCAGGCUCCUAGAUGAACCAUUCGGACAAGCACAGGAAAAUGCAGACGUUCGAAUUGUUUCUUCAACCCUAAAAAUCCCCGAAUGCCCGGAAGAGAGCUGGAGCAUUCCUCGCUCUUCAUCAUCCUAACAUGGACGCUCCUUCCCUCUCGGCCCUUAGCCCUGCCCUAGCUGCAGCAGAGAAGACUCCAACUACGAUGAAGCCUCCUCUGGGAUGUUCACCCAAGAAGAGUAGUAAAGCUGCAGCAAAUUAGGCCUGCUCUGGGACCAGCCACUUGUGUUUCCUUCUCCUUGAAACUGCGUGGGCACUGGUGAUGUCCUUACACAGCGUGGGCCUUCAGAGUGGCUCCCAGCUGAGCAGGCUGCCUGGCGUUGCUCUCUCUGGUGCUGUAAGAAGUAGAUCUGAGAUUGGGCAUUAAAUCAAGUGUGAACAAGUCUGAUUUCUCACUUGUAGGGGGCUGGGCUGGUGUUUGUCCAAGCUGCUGAGUCAUGAAUCCGUUGGAGACAUCGAUCCAAUACUUCACGAGCCUGGAAGAAGCAGUGGGAGGCUCAGUAAGAUACACGCUGUGUGGCUUUUGGGGAGCUGGGUUGAGUUCAGACCAUGCCUGUUACUGACCUAAAGUUACUGCCUCAUGUCUGGGUGGGAUCCUGUGCACGGCCUCAUCCACGCCCAAAAGUUGCACCAAUUUAACUAAAUUGGUUUAGAAACCAAUGUGACUAAAUCCAGGCCACCCCCCAGUGCGGAUGGCCUGGCCCAGAUAUUCAAAGAUAUUUAGGUGCCUCACUCCCAUUGCCAUCAAUGGGGUUAGGUGUCUGUCUGCCUCUGGGGAGCUGGGCCAUUGGUCUUAGCUCAGUUUGAAUUUCAGCAGAGACCAGUUUGGAGGAAUGUGGUGAAAGCGCGCCAGGGAGAGAGAAGCAGCAAACCAGCAAUGGACUGGUGGCUAAAGGUAAACCAGUGCCAGGCACCAGGGUGGCCCAUUUUGGUAUCAACACGCCGGGGGAGUUUUAAAAGGUCAGUGCAAGGGAACAAGGAACUAACCAAGCAGCAAGUUCACCAAAGGCUGCGUGUGCUAUUCCAACCUCUUGUCCCGCAGCGGCAUCAGGAUGCAGCCAAGCGAGGGCUGGCGUACAUCCUCUGAGCGCAGCGGGCCCUGCGCAGCUCCCGGCAAUUGUUUGAAGACAUGGUGCGGGAGUGGAGGGGGCGGGGGACAGUAAACUCUUUGCUCUGUGUUUGUACAGGACCUAGCACCGUGGGGGUCCUACUCCACGACGGCCUCCUCACUGCUACCGCAAUGCAACUGCCGUCUCCUCCCAGAUGAUGGCUCCUAGAUUCCAUGAGAGUUGGGGAUAGGCCCGGGGCAGCUCAGCUCAGAGGUGAUCCAGCUCUUAACCUGUUUCCCCCUGGCUUGGCUAGUACCCGACACCUGCAGACGUGGCUGUGCUUACCCUGCAGCGUGUGAGUGAUCCCCGACAGGAGAGGGGGUGAGAUGGACCACCGGUCUGAGCCAGGUACGGGAUGGCUCCGGGGCUCAGCUGAGCACGUGCAUCUCAAAGAGCCGGCAGAGGAGGGCACUAAUGUCCUCUCCACUUUACAGCUGGGGAAACUGAGGCACGAAGCAGGGACAGCAACUUGCCCACAGCCGCAGAGCAGGACUGUGGCCACAGGGGAAUAGCACCCAGCACGCUAAAGAACGGAAACUGAGGCAGAGUUCAUCCAGCCGCAGCAGCUCCAUGCAAGCAGCACCGAAGGCCCCAGCCCCAUUGGGCCACGCGCUGUACAGACCCAGAACAGAAGACAGUCUCUGCCCUGAGGCGCGUACAGUCCACAAGACCAGCCAGAGCCCUGCUGGCCGCAGUGUUCUGAAGCGGAGGGAUCUGAGCCUUGGGCAGUGAGGGGCGAAUUUGUAACCGCACGUGCAGUAUUUUCAAAUACGAUGCAAUCUCCUCCUACAGCCACAGCAGCCUUUCCGAGCACUGAGCACCCAGAUCCCACCCGAGGGUGCAAGAGGCGGCUUGAAUUCAAGACUGUCCCCUACACGCCCCAGAUCACUGCCAAGUCACUGGAAGGGAAGCUCACCGCUACCACCUUCACGCUGGACCAGCCCAUCUGCAUCUUCGAUCAGUACGUGAAUGGCACCGAUGACAUCUGGCUGGUCGUUGCCUUCACUAAUGCCACAUCCCAUUUCAAAAAUCCAACCUCCAAGAUCCAAAUCCCUCCCUACCAGAAGCUAUCGACCGCUCUCCAUUACAUGACGCUGAAGAAUUCCAUUGCCUUCUACCCGUGUGCUGAAAACAGGGCCGCUAGCGUGCUCCGGGUUGGCAGUGACACCUCCUGCAAAGAUGACCGCAGCCUGGAGUACUGCAACGGACCCCUGCCUCAUCCUGGGCCUUACAGCGUGAAAUUCCUCAUCCUGGAUACCAAUGGGUCCAAGGCAGAGACAAGAUGGUCCCAACAAAUUAUGCUGAAGCAAGGUCGCAAGGCGCGCUCCAUCGACACCUGGCCUGGGAGGCGCAGCGGUACCAUGGUCGUCAUCACUUCCAUCCUCUCCAGCUUCAUCGGCGUCCUGGUGAUCUUGUUCCUCUGCACGGUCGCCUACGAGUGCUUUAAGCUUUGGCGUCGAGAGGAGCCCGCAGUCCCGGAGGAGCCACGCGUCGGGUCCUUCAGAGAGAGGCAGUAUGAUACCCACCACAUCCCCCCGUCGCAGGCUCCAGCCCAGCCCCACAGCGACGUGCCCCGGCCUCACUCGCCGGCCGCCUCCCCAUAGGAGCCCAGAGCUUCCCGCAGGCCAUUGUCCUGGGCUCAGCAGUCAGCCCACGGGCACCCCCAGAAGCCUCGCAUCCCAUUUGUACACCCCGUGCCCUCCCCAUCACGCACCCUGCUGCACAGUGUCCCCUGUAAACCCCGGACCCCAGCAUCCCCAUCACGCACCCUGCUGCCCGGCAUUCCCUAUAUACCCUCGACCCCAGCAUCCCCUAUGAUCCCCAACCCCCAGCGUCCCCAUCACACACCCUGCUGCCUGGUGUCCCCUAUAUAGCCUGGUCCCCAGUGUCCCCUUUGCUCCCCAACCCCCAGUGUCCCCAUCACGCACCCUGCUGCCCGGUGUCCCCUAUCUACCCUUAACCACAGCAUCCCCUACACUCCCCAACCCCCAGCGUCCCCAUCACGCCCCAUGCCCCAGCAUCCCCAUCACACGUCCUGCUGCCCAGCCUUCCCUCCGCACCCCAAACCCCAGCAUCCCUGUCAGACGCCCCAGGCCCCAGCCUCCCACACGCUCACCCUGGUGCUCUAAGAUCACCAGCGCUGGGAGAGGAGAGGCUCCAUGCUUGCCAUCUGGGGUAUCCAGCCUGGCCUGACCGGCCGUGCUGCUUCCCACUUCCCUGGGACUGACUUUACAGGACACAGAGCAACAGCUGGGGAAGAAGGGGAGUAAACAAGCCACAUCCUCUGCUCCUGCCAGUCAAAGGGUCCUGUCUGUUAACUCCAAUAGGCAGCUGCCUGGUGCAUGGGGCUGGGCACUGGUGACACUCAGGGCACCUCGGUCCUUUGUUUCUCGCAGGCUUUAUUCACCUCCUGGAACUGUUUAUGAAGCCAGAUUAACUGGAGGAGCUAGUGGCAGGCCAAUCCCAUGAUGACAUCAGAGCUCCAUUUACAGGACCGGAGGGAUUGAAAAGCCCUUGAGAAACAAAGACUAUCCCCCCUGGGCUAAUGGGUCCCGUGCUUUGAUCCCGUUUCUUUACCCCCAGUGUAGGGAAUAGGACCCGUCUGUCCUAUCAGCGGGAACGUGAUGGAGGUGUUCCCGGCCCGCCAGCACUGCAGAUGUGGCUCCAGGUUCACGUGGGUGCAGGGCCGGGCCCCGAGCCACGCUCCUCCUGAGCGCUGGGGACGUUUGGGCCUGGAUCUAGAGCAGGGAUCCUGUCAAAGAGAAGCAAAUUCCAGCCAGGGGUGUAGCCGGCUGAUUGGCACCUGAACACACAAUGACCCCCCGGCACCCCACCCUCCCCACCACCUGCCAUUGACGCAGGAGCCUUGGGGCUAGAAUGACGGCCCUGCCCUGGCCGGGCCCACGGGAGCAUUAGCACACCUGUGCUUCAGUCCGCUGGGAGGCCGGAGCCCAGGGCUCUGUGCGCAACGCCUGCUGACGGCAGUGUGGCCUCAGGGCUCUUGAGUGGCCGGGAGGGAGGCGUCUCAUCUUUCCGACGUCUGCAGCCCCGGGCCCCCUCGGCCAAGCAAGUGCGGAGGAAAGAGGUCAAGCCAACCCCCACCCGGCCUUCCCAGAUCUCUGCUUGGAGUCUGAGAGUCCAGCCCCGCAGGGCCCCGGCCAGGACCCAGGGGAGGAGCAGGGUCUCAACCCAACACCCAUGGAAGCCAUUGGGCUUGGAGCAGGCCCCCAGCUCAGCCGGCUGCCGGAUGGAGCGGCCCCUCCAGGCGAUGGAGCAGCCCAGCAGCGGUACAGCGUUAGGUGCUUUCCCCUACAGCCCCUAGAACUUGUUUCAAGGACCAGGGCCCAAUCCCUCUCCCUUCCCCUCCCCCAUUGGAAGCCAUCCUCAGGGACCAGCGGGCCGGCCGGUGUGAGAGGUUCAGCUUCUGUGGUUCUUGUAUAUACUGCUGGGGGAAGGUGGGUUUCUCUUUUCAACUCAUCGGUGCCCGGCCAAGUAAACUGCAGUUUGCAUUUUUGAA